AUGGGAUCCAACGCCUCCUCCUCCUCCUCCAUCCUGCUAUGCACGGAGGACAGUGCCACCCUCUGGGGUGAUGACGGUGAGGUUACGGAGGGGGCGGAGUUGGUUCAUGAUUACUCGGGCUUUUCCGGGCCACAGCUUGAGAGCGACGAGCUUGUGGAAUCGCUCAUGGCCAAGGAGAGGGAGCAACUGACCGGAACGGCAACAGGGUUAUACCUGGAGAGGUUGAGCCAUGGAGGAUUGGAGCUUUCUUGCAGGAACGACGCCAUCGAUUGGAUUUGCAAGGUACAGGCUCGCUACAGCUUUGGACCAUUGUGUGUUUACCUAGCUGUGAACUAUUUGGAUAGGUUCCUGUCCUCAAAACAACUCCCUAAUGAAGCACCCUGGACGCAGCAGCUGCUGGCAGUUGCUUGCCUAUCUCUUGCAGCCAAGAUGGAGGAGACAGUUGUUCCCCUAUCUCAAGACUUCCAGGCUUGCGGCACAAAGUAUGUGUUUGAAGCAAAUGCUAUUCAGAGGAUGGAGGUUCUUCUGCUAAGCGCCCUGGAAUGGAGGAUGCACUCUGUGACACCAUUCUCUUACAUUGCUUACUUCCUCAACAAGUUCAAUGAGGAGAAGCCGCUAACCAAUGAUUUGGUCUCCCGGUCAACCGAUCUCAUACUUGACACUCUGAAAGUGACCAAGUUCCUGCAAUUCAGACCUUGUGAGAUUGCAGCGGCCGUUGCUCUCUCAGUGGCUGCUGAAGCCCGAUCUGUUGACUUCCAUAGCGCUCUUGCAGGCUCUAAAAUCCCAUUAGAUAAGCAAAAUGCAAGGAGAUGCCAUGAAGCAAUACAAGAGAUGGCACUGGUGAAGAAGAAUACCAACACCAGUGCAAGUCCUUCCGCUGUGCUGGAUGCCACGUGCUUCUCUGUCGAGAGUGAUGACAACAGAAUACCAGGAAUAUCAUUACAAACAAUCGACAGCAGCAAUGUCAAUGACAACCAAGCCUGUUCUCCUGCUUCCAAGAGGACUAAGCUAAGCUAA
Messenger RNA from Brachypodium distachyon (stiff brome), 1017 nucleotides. Its product is annotated as putative cyclin-D2-3. Gene Ontology annotation, cellular component: cyclin-dependent protein kinase holoenzyme complex; nucleus; cytoplasm. Gene Ontology annotation, biological process: mitotic cell cycle phase transition; regulation of cyclin-dependent protein serine/threonine kinase activity. The coding region runs from base 1 to 1017 and encodes 338 amino acids. The transcript has 6 exons. NCBI's taxonomy places the organism in Eukaryota, Viridiplantae, Streptophyta, Magnoliopsida, Poales, Poaceae. Gene Ontology annotation, molecular function: cyclin-dependent protein serine/threonine kinase regulator activity. The record is from RefSeq and is a predicted model, not a curated record.